Messenger RNA from Anopheles marshallii, 1674 nucleotides. RefSeq names its product T-complex protein 1 subunit alpha (gene CCT1). Bases 1 to 1674 code for a protein of 557 amino acids. The record is from RefSeq and is a predicted model, not a curated record. Gene Ontology annotation, cellular component: chaperonin-containing T-complex. Gene Ontology annotation, molecular function: ATP binding; ATP-dependent protein folding chaperone; ATP hydrolysis activity. Gene Ontology annotation, biological process: protein folding. The transcript is spliced from 2 exons. NCBI's taxonomy places the organism in Eukaryota, Metazoa, Arthropoda, Insecta, Diptera, Culicidae.
AUGUCCACGGUAGCAAGCGCACUGUCUUUGGCCGGUAACCGGUCGUCCGGAGCUCCCGUUCGCACACAAAAUGUGAUGGCCGCAAGCUCAAUCGCAAACAUAGUGAAAUCAUCGCUCGGACCCGUCGGGCUGGACAAGAUGCUGGUGGACGACAUCGGCGAUGUGACGGUCACCAACGAUGGAGCAACGAUUUUGAAACUGCUUGAAGUUGAACAUCCAGCUGCCAAGGUGUUGUGCGAGCUGGCACAGUUGCAGGACGAAGAGGUGGGCGAUGGUACCACCUCGGUCGUCAUUAUUGCGGCUGAGCUGCUCAAAAAUGCGGACGAGCUGGUGAAACAGAAGAUCCAUCCAACUUCCAUCAUCGCCGGGUACCGUUUGGCGUGUAAGGAAGCUUGCAAAUACAUUUCCGAGCAUUUGACCGCACCGGUCGACGAUCUGGGACGUGAAACGUUGGUCAAUGUGGCGAAAACAUCGAUGAGCUCAAAGAUCAUCGGUGCCGAUGCGGACUUUUUCGCUUCAAUGGUGGUUGAUGCAGCACAAGCGGUGAAGAUUCUCGAUCCAAAGGGCAACCCGGCAUACCCGAUCAAGGCAGUCAAUGUGCUGAAGGCGCAUGGUAAAUCGGCUCGCGAAAGUAUUUUGGUUCAGGGUUACGCGCUAAACUGUACGAUCGCUUCGCAGCAGAUGCCUAAAAAGAUCGUGAAUGCGAAGAUUGCAUGCUUGGACUUUUCGCUGCAGAAAACAAAGAUGAAGCUGGGUGUACAGGUGCUAAUCACGGACCCGGAAAAGCUGGAAGGCAUCCGUGCCCGCGAGCUGGACAUCACGAAGGAGAAGAUCGAAAAGAUUUUGGCGACGGGCGUGAAUGUGGUGCUGUGCAGUGGUGGUAUUGACGAUCUCUGCUUGAAGUAUUUCGUCGAGGCCGGUGCAAUGGCUGUGAGGCGUGUGAAGAAAGCGGAUUUGAAGCGUAUCGCCAAAGCAACCGGUGCUGCCUAUCUUACGUCGCUCACGAACAUGGAGGGAGAGGAAAGCUUUGAGGCCAGUUAUGUGGGCGAAGCGGCAGAAAUCGUACAAGAGUUCAUCUGUGACGAUGAGCUGAUUCUGAUCCGUGGGCCGAAGGCUCGUACCGCUGCGUCGAUCAUUCUGCGCGGUCCCAACGAUUUCUACUGCGAUGAGAUGGAACGUUCCAUUCACGAUGCACUGUGCGUAGCGAAACGAGUCAUGGAGGGCAAAAAGGUCGUUGCAGGUGGUGGUUGCGUGGAAGCGGCCCUAUCGAUCUAUCUGGAAAACUUUGCCACCUCGCUGAGUUCCCGCGAGCAGCUGGCAAUCGCCGAGUUCGCCAAAUCGCUGCUGGUCAUACCGAAAACGCUGGCCGUAAAUGCGGCCAAGGAUGCGACGGAUUUGGUGGCGAAGCUGCGCGCGUAUCACAACUCCAGCCAGACCGUCGUCGAUCAUGCACAGCUGAAGUGGUAUGGGCUCGAUCUGAUCGAGGGUGUGGUGAAGGACAACAAGAAGGCAGGUGUGCUCGAACCGGCCAUGUCGAAAAUCAAAUCACUCAAAUUCGCGACGGAAGCGGCAAUCACGAUCCUCCGAAUUGACGAUAUGAUUACGCUGAAUCCGGAAGAAAAGGGAGGCAAGAACUACGGUGAUGCUUGUGCGGCUGGAGAGCUGGAUGGUUAG